AUGUUAUUCAAGACAUCUCUUUACAAUGGUGAAUAUCCUAUCUAUGGGGCGAAGUUUUUAGACGAGAAUACUCUGUUAAUCGGCGGUGGUGGUGGUGAAGGUAAUAAUGGUAUCCCAAAUAAAUUGACAACAUUCAAAAUUGAUUUAUCAAACCAUAAAACACCUUUAAAAAAGCUUAAUGAAAUUGAGUUGGACCCUAAUGAUGACUCUCCAACAUCUCUAGACGCAUCUCAUAGAAUUAUUGUGAUAGGUUGUAACGAAAAUAGUAAUAAGGUUAAGGCAAAUUCAGGAAAUAAGCAUGUAAGGAAAUUCAAAAUCAAUCAAAGUGGCCAAAUAAAUUUUGUAAAAUCUGAAGAUUUUGAUAAAUCAAGAGAUCCUGAUGACUACACAAAAUUAGUUUAUCUAUCAAGAGAUGGUACUUUAGCAGCAGUCGCAUCAAGUAAAGUUCCCUCUAUCAUAAGAAUAAUUGAUGCUGAUGAUCUAACGGAAAUUUAUGAGAUUGACAGUCCAAAUGAAGUCAAGGACCUGCAUUUUUCAUCUAAUGGCAAAGUGCUCGCUUACAUAACACAAACAUCCUUAGAAGUCAUCUCUACCGUUACUGGAACAUCAAUUGUAAGAAAAGUUGAUUUUGACAGCAAUUGGAGCCUAUCGAAAAUUAGAUUUAUUGAUGAUGAUGACUCUAUAUUAAUUGCAGCAUCUUUAAUCAAAGGCACAGGUAUCAUUUUAAUCAAACUCAACGUUAAGAGCGGUAAAGUUUCAAUUUCUAAAUCUAAAGUGAUCAGUAAGAAGUUUAGAGGAAUAACAUCAAUGGAUUUGGACCUAAAAGGACAAAUUGCGGCCUUCUCAACUAACGACAAUUCAGUUAUCCUAGUUAAAAUGAAAGAUUUAUCAAUCGGUAAAAUUUUCAAUCAAGUUCACAGUUUUGCGGUUACUAAAGUAGCCUUCUCGCCAGAUUCAAAGUAUCUAGCAAGUGUCUCAGCAUCAAACAGUGUGCAUAUUGUACAAUUACCUCAGAAUUAUUCAGAAUCGUUAUCGCUGUUUGAGAAUAUAAUCAAUUUUAUCAAGUAUGCCCUUCUAAUAUUACUAAUUAGUAUGAUCGUGCAAUACUCUUAUCAGCAUAAUAUGCAUGCAAAAGUGUAUGCUUACAUUAUGGAUAAUGUAUUAAGUCCUAGGGAGGCCAAUGCGCCAAAGAUGCUUACAAAAACCAACUAUUUAGAACAGACUGCAUUAAUAGGUACUUAUACUGAAAGUUACUCGCCUUGA
Molecule: messenger RNA, 1263 nt
Organism: Kazachstania africana CBS 2517
Lineage: Eukaryota; Fungi; Ascomycota; Saccharomycetes; Saccharomycetales; Saccharomycetaceae
Gene: SEC12
Product: Sar family guanine nucleotide exchange factor SEC12
Exons: 1
Coding region: 1-1263 (420 amino acids)
Biological process (GO): protein secretion
Cellular component (GO): endoplasmic reticulum membrane
Molecular function (GO): protein binding; GTPase activator activity; guanyl-nucleotide exchange factor activity
Source: RefSeq, a predicted model, not a curated record